This is a messenger RNA of Candoia aspera, 6083 nucleotides long. RefSeq names its product dual specificity phosphatase 16 (gene DUSP16). Bases 524 to 2512 code for a protein of 662 amino acids. NCBI's taxonomy places the organism in Eukaryota, Metazoa, Chordata, Lepidosauria, Squamata, Candoiidae. Gene Ontology annotation, molecular function: MAP kinase tyrosine/serine/threonine phosphatase activity; MAP kinase tyrosine phosphatase activity; protein tyrosine/threonine phosphatase activity. Gene Ontology annotation, biological process: protein dephosphorylation; negative regulation of MAPK cascade. Gene Ontology annotation, cellular component: cytoplasm; nucleus. The record is from RefSeq and is a predicted model, not a curated record. The transcript has 8 exons.
CGCCGCCCCGCCGAGCCCCCGCUCGGCCGCGCCUCCUGCCCGGGAGCCCCGCGGGGCACGGUUUGGACUGGAAGACCAAGAUCCUUGAAUCCAGGGCUUCCACUAAGCAUCCUGGCAGGAGGGCAUGAAUUAUUGUUUACAACAGAAAGAAAGAGGAGGCUCCUGGGCCGCUCUCAGACCAGGGAUGGGGGAACAAAGAUAGAGAAUGAGGUAAUGGCAGGACCAUCUGAGAAGCAUCUUUUGUUUGAGUGUGAAAUGGCGACUCCGUGGCCCAAGAUGAAUUGGUCGUGAGGGGCGUCUUUGUACAGCACGGCCGGAGGAGGCAUUUCUCUCUGGAGGACCCUCUGAAGAGAAAAUGGGUCUCCCUUUCCUCUUGCCAGUCCCCACCAAGAUGACCUCAUUCAUUUGGAGGACAAUGGAGGGUCUGGGCCUUUGAGUUCAUAGCCAUCACCUCAUCUUCUUCGCGGGGGCCGCAGACUGAAAAGCAAAGCAAGCUAGCUCGAGUUCAGCGUCUGUCGUUGUCAUGGCUGGUGAGAUGAAUGGCACUCGACUCGUGACCGGGGAGAGGCUGGUGGCUUGGCUGGAAAGCGGCAUGGAAAAAUUGCUCCUGAUCGACAGCCGUCCCUUUGUGGAAUACAACAUGUCACACAUCCUGGAGGCCAUCAGCAUCAACUGCUCCAAACUCAUGAAGCGCAGGUUGCAGCAGGACAAGGUGCUGAUCACCGAACUUAUUCAGCAUUCAGCGAAACAGAAGGUGGAAAUCGAUGGCAAACAGGAAGUCGUGGUGUAUGAUCAAAGCUCGGCAGAUGUGGCUUCCGUCCCCCCUGAAUCUUUUCUGAGUCUUCUGCUGAGAAAACUGGAGAAGAGCUUCAGCUCUGUCCACUUACUUGCAGGUGGAUUUGCUGAAUUUUCCAACUGUUUCCCUGGCCUUUGUGAAGGAAAAUCUAUUCUGGUGCCUUCCUGCAUUUCUCAGCCUUGCUUACCAGUCUCCAACACAGGCCCCACCCGGAUUCUUCCCCAUCUGUUUCUGGGGUGCCAAAGAGACGUCCUCAACAAGGAGCUGAUGCAACAGAACGAGAUUGGCUAUGUGUUAAAUGCCAGCAAUACGUGUCCCAAACCAGACUUCAUCCCAGAAUCCCACUUCUUAAGGGUGCCGGUGAACGACAGCUUCUGUGAGAAAAUCUUUCCUUGGCUGGACAAGUCUGUGGACUUCAUAGAAAGAGCAAAAGCCUCCAAUGGCUGCGUCCUAGUCCACUGCUUGGCUGGAAUAUCGCGUUCGGCCACGAUCGCCAUUGCGUACAUAAUGAAAAGGAUGGAUAUGACCCUAGAUGAGGCCUACAGAUUUGUGAAAGAGAAGAGGCCGACCAUUUCUCCUAACUUCAACUUUCUCGGUCAACUCCUGGACUUUGAAAAGAAAAUAAAGCGCCAGGGUGGCACAAGCGGGCUCGUCGGCAAACUCAAGCGUUUGCAUUUGGAAAACGGCAGCAGCCACGGAGCCGGCAGCGGGCCCCCCACCGUCCUGCGGGCCCCUCCUCAGCCCUGCGCCUCCUCUACCUCAGAGACUGUGGAGCAGAAGCCCCUGGAGCCAGGGGACCCGCCAGCUCCCCCCCUGCCCUCUGGAGAGGGCAGCUCCUGGGCACCGGGCAGGACCGGGUCGAACGUCUCCUCUGACAGAGUUGAAGACAGCAACAGGUUGAAGCGGUCGUUCUCCUUGGACAUCAAGUCUGUCUCUUGUACCACAAGCAGCGCUUGCGUUGGCACUUCGGGACAGGGGUGUCCCUCCUUGGAGGACACGUUAGAGUACUACAAGCACUCGGCCAGCUUGGAAGGGGGCAGCAAGUUAUGCCAGUUCUCUCCUGUCCAGGAGGUUUCGGAACAGACGCCCGAGGGCAGUCCGGACGAGGAACACACCAGGGUCCCGGAGAAGUCCCUCAAGGGCCGGCAGCCAGACGGCCAGAGCAAGCGUCAGCACCUGGGGCGGACUGCGGGUCCCGCUCAGAGGUCACCUUGGUACCCACUGCACCGAAGCGGCAGCAUGGAGGAUAACUACAGAACCAACUUCCUCUUUGGCCUUUCCACCAGUCAGCAGCAUCUGGCCAAGUCUGCAGCCGGGCUGGGUCUCAAAGGCUGGCAUUCAGACAUCUUACCUCCUCAGGCUUCGGCAGCGUCCCUGACCGGCAGCUGGUAUUUCACGACGGAUCCCUCUCAUUUUUAUCCCACUUCAGCCCUGUACGGGAGGAGCACCACUUACUCGGCCUUUAGCUGUAGUCAGCUGCCCACAGGAUGUGAGCAAACUCACGGCGUGCGCAGGAGAGAAAAACACGGGGAACGGGGUGACUCACGCAGAAGCUGGCAUGAGGAGAGCUCCUUCGAGAAGCAGUUCAAGCGAAGGAGCUGCCAGAUGGAAUCUGGGGAGAGUAUCAUGUCGGAGAACCGGUCCCGGGAGGAACUUGGGAAGAUGGGCAGCCAGUCUAGCUUUUCAGGCAGCAUGGAGAUUAUUGAAGUAUCUUGACUUUCUCUUCUGUGAUUCUACAUCCCCUCCUUCCCAAUUCUCUGUAAAAUAAUUCCCUGUAAAUCUGAAAUUUCAGGAUACUGUUCAGCUUCAGUACGGAGGAAAUGAACAAAAUUGAGUGUGUGCGCGCGUGCAGAUAUACAGGCACAUGAGUGUAUUCGAGAGAGAUUAAAUGGUAAAUUUCAUUUUUGCAAUGGACAAUCAGCUCUUUUCUUGCCUUGCUUGUCCUCAUCACCUUGAGGCAGGAAAUGCAGCUAUUUCCCCAAGUUCCCCUAACCAUGAAGCCGUGACAGGCAAAGUUGCACAUCCUUAUUGUCUUUAAUGAAUCAGCCUUUAUUAAGCAGACGUGUUUGGUUCUACUGAAGUUUUGAUUGAACGCAGAGUUUGCGCUGUCAGCUGGGUUUUUCCUCCCCAAGAAACGUGUCUUAAUGGGAGCCGAGACAGACGUUGAGACAGAUGUUCUAUUUGCACAACCACUCCAUGUCAGAAAUCUGCUUAAGUUGCAUGAAUGUCACAUUAGCAGACAAGUUUCAUUAGAUUGCAUAGUCAGCAUCUCAAAAUGAGAAACCGGAACAGACCUUUUCAGGUUCUGGAUGUGCUGCUAAUUGUUGAUGAGGACUACUGUGUAGACUGCAAGCUGUUCCACAUGCACGUUCUCAUGUUUACGUCUUUGGAUGCCAUCAAAGAUGGCAUUAAUAUUUAAGGUACACAAUACGCCUGCCACUGAGACCUACCUGUGCUGUUAUGCAGAUGCCUGAAGUGUGUCUAGGAAACUUAAACCCCCCUCACCCGUCUACCAAUGACAUCUACCCGGGAAGAGCCCAACUUCCAUGAUCCAAGCCCACAAAGCAUGAUCCUGUUUCUAGGCCCAGGCACUGGCACGUCAAGCAGGAACGCAAAAAAGAGGGAACUGGUUUGGUGGCCUGGUUUGUUUGCUCCCUGUUCUGUUGAAGACUCUGAUAGGGAUGCAUAAGAGGGAUUCUAUUCCAUCACACCUCCAACGGGUACAGGUGGAGUGUAAAGCACAUACAACAGGAGUAAACAAUUUUGAGUGGCAUGUUUGAAGCUCAGGAUGGUAAACUGAAAGGUAUCAAUUUACCACCGAGCUUCAAAACAUACCACUCAAAAUUUGCUAGUAUUGUCAGUGGUCCUCUGCCGUCCCGCUUCAGAUGAAACGUUCUCGUGCGAGGUCUCUCCCGUGGCUUUUGUCCCAGUAGAGGAGAUAACUGCUUGUUCGUUUGAAACUCCACACAGGAGGACCGGUGUUAUUCACAGAGAAACAGAAUACGACAGGCCAGCAUUUGGCUAACUGGUUUAAAAGACAUACAGCUGUGAAGGGGAUGCCCUCAAAGGGCUUCAUCUUUCUCCCCAACCCUUUUUAAGCAUCCAUUUUCUACUGAUUUAGAAACUGUAAAGUUUUCUUCUAUCCAACCUGCAAGCUGUUGCGUGCUGAAAAGAGGGAAGAGUAGCACCUCCACCAUGUUUCUCUUGAUAGAACAAAGAUUUUAUCCAGGUUGCACCCAAGGCCUGCGCUGCAGGCGUACUGUCUUCUCAAUCCCGUCUGUCUGUGUCAAACCCCCAAGGACUCUUGAAUCUUCCUUCAGCUCCCACAUUUAUAGGCUUCUGGAAGAAGCAGCCUGUGUUUAAUGGCACUGACAUCGGAUUCCUCCGUAACGUUAACCAUACAGAACAUGCUGUUCUACGUGGGGAGAAGUCACGUCAACACAGCCUAACCUUUUGCCGGUCCUGCAAAGAGACAGUUGAGAACUGGUGCGAUCAGUGAACAGGGAAAUAUUCAGGUCAAACCUUACUCCCCAUCAGGAAGCUGUUAGUUUUGUAAGAAAAGCUACAGCAAUAUUGAAACGUUACGAACUUGCACCUCCUUAGUUUACAACGUCCGUGAUUUCCAUAUUGCAUGUUUUGUUAAUUGGAUUCUCUACCCUCACUACAGGUUGCUUUCCCUGUAACAUUCCCAUUUAAGAGAGCUGCAAUAUCAACUGACCCCAUGAUUUAAGGGGUAAAUUAUCUGUAUUUACUUAAUUUAUCAUAUAUAGCUCAUCACUCAAAAUUGGAAACACCUAUCAGUGUCUCUAGAGAGGACACAGGACUUCAGAUCCAGUUCACUGAGGAACACUCGUUUAUGAGUGAAAAUAGAGGGGGGGGGAAUGAGAAAACAGUAGAAGAUUUCCAAGCCAUUUCCUUGCAACACUCAGCAGAGACAACCAGAAGAAAGGAGGCAGAUGCCAGAUUAUUUUGCAUGUUUAUUAAUAAAUAUGUCAAGUAAUGACCAUACACUGUUCAGAGGAGGAAGUAACUCACUGCAAGACAAAAAACAAGCGAUGACAAAACUGUAUUUUCAGCGAAGGAAAAUACACACUGUGCCCAGAUCAUCCUCUGCAGAGCUGUCAAGAAACUACUUCAAUAUCAUCCUCCCUUCCGUAUUUUAUUUUUCCAGAUCUCAAAUUAACCCCUUCUGGUGCCCUUACAACAUUCCCAAGGAACUCCCUCGGGGUGACUAUGAGACCCCAACCAUUUCUGCUCUCACAGCGGAGGUGGAUCUUGUGGACCCCCUAAUGGGAACUGACUGCAGCCCAGAACUGCAUUCACGGGCCGCGACAGAUGGCUGCAGCGACAGGGUGGCAGGAGAGCCGGCUGCUUCUCCGCUGGACUUUUGCCAGUGAGUUUCCAAAUCCCAUGCCACACACCCAGAAAGCCACCUGCAGUUCACUGUCUACCCCACCGCCCAAAUUUGGACUAAAGCAAGCGAUGUCUUUAGGAAUCCUGGAUAUGCUUCUAUCGAGACACAGCUAUUGGCUGGUAAGUAUGGAGAACAGUGCAUCCCCAGACUGAUACAGAGCUUGAGGACGUGUAUUGCAGCCGAAUGAAUGGAAGUGGUACACAAGUCCAUAUGGGAUUUGCACUAUUCCUGCAUAGGAAUCUGCACCUCGCUGCUGUCUCUGGAUCACGACUGUUUCAUGUACCCAGAGAAAUCAGCACUGAAAGCCUCAACCACGCCCAGCGGUUUCUGCAUUGCAAGGCUGGUGACCCAUCGGGCACCUAAGAGAACCCUGUGCCAGGUAUAUGGGGGGUGGGGGGUGGCAUUAGCACUUCUAAGACCCUUGCAGCCUCAAAGUGAUCUUUAGCAAGCCCAGUAAGAGCCAGCAUGUUAGCAUAAAUCAGAUACAUUGAGGCUUUGUGAAAAUAUGGCUGAAAUAGGAAAUCUAAACAUCUAAAAAUUUUAUUUCAUACUUUAAAUGGCUAUAGUGGGUUUUAUUGACAAGAACCAUGGAGUGAGUUUGUAUUAAGCAAACGAGGUUGGUUUUACAAAAUAAGAAAAUGGGUGUCACAAUGUUCUGCUAGAAAAAAACUAGCUGUUUAUAAUACUGCUGCCAAAGGAUAUAUAACCAACUUAGGUGAUACACAUUUUUGUUAGAAACAUCAACUUUUAACAAGUAUGUUUUUCUAAAUAUAUCUUUGGCAUAUUAAAGCCCAACAAGUCAACUCAAAGUAUGCUCUUAACUGUUAUUUCUUGACUAGAAUUGUUAUACAAUAAAAUAUGGAUGCAGUUUUA